Molecule: messenger RNA, 1612 nt
Organism: Oryza brachyantha (malo sina)
Lineage: Eukaryota; Viridiplantae; Streptophyta; Magnoliopsida; Poales; Poaceae
Product: transcription factor ICE1-like
Exons: 4
Coding region: 32-1168 (378 amino acids)
Biological process (GO): regulation of DNA-templated transcription
Cellular component (GO): nucleus
Molecular function (GO): sequence-specific DNA binding; DNA-binding transcription factor activity; protein dimerization activity
Source: RefSeq, a predicted model, not a curated record
CCAGCGAGCAAGAAGCGGCGGCGAGGUGGUCAUGGACGAGUCGAAGAUGGACGAGCUGGCGGGAGGGGGAAGUGGAGGAGUGGGCGGAGGUGGUGGUGGUGGUGGUGGUGGUGUCGGCGGUGGGAGUGACUGGUCGUACCUUGCGGCGGACGCGCUGGCGGCGGCGUCGUUCACGGCGUUCCCGUUCCACCACAGGGACGUGCUGUCGGCGCCGGGGUCGGCGUCGCUGCUCCUCAACAUGGACGCGGCGGCGGCGGCGAUGUUCGACUUCCAGGCGGCCUUCCCGACGUCGUCGUCGUCCGUCCCACCGCCGGCGUUCCACGACUUCGCGUCGUCCAACCCGUUCGACGACGCGCCGCCGCCGUUCCUCGCGCCGUCGUCGCUGGGGGCGGGGCAGAAGGGGGUCGGGUUCCUGGCGCCCCCGUCCGCCGGGUUCGGCGGCGGGAUGGGGUGGGACGACGAGGACGAGAUCGAGCAGAGCGUGGACGCCUCGUCCAUGGGGGUCUCGGCCUCGCUGGAGAAUGCCGCGCCCGUGGCGACGGGAGGAGGAGGCGGCGGCGGCGGCAACGGGAGGGGCAAGAAGAAGGGGAUGCCGGCCAAGAACCUCAUGGCGGAGCGUCGGCGCAGGAAGAAGCUCAACGACCGCCUCUACAUGCUGCGCUCUGUGGUGCCCAAGAUCAGCAAGAUGGAUAGAGCUUCUAUCCUUGGCGAUGCAAUUGAAUACUUGAAGGAACUCCUGCAGAGGAUCAACGAUCUUCACAAUGAACUUGAGUCUGCUCCUAGCUCUUCACUUACUGGACCAACUUCAGCUAGCUUCCACCCAUCGACACCUACAUUGCAGACAUUUCCUGGCCGUGUGAAAGAGGAGCUCUGCCCAACCUCAUUUCCUAGUCCAAGUGGUCAACAAGCCACGGUUGAAGUUAGAAUGAGGGAAGGGCAUGCAGUCAAUAUCCACAUGUUCUGCGCACGCAGGCCUGGCAUUCUGAUGUCCACAUUGAGGGCACUUGACAGCCUUGGCCUUGGCAUCGAGCAGGCGGUCAUCAGCUGUUUCAAUGGAUUUGCAAUGGAUGUUUUCCGCGCCGAGCAAUGCAGGGAUGGUCCUGGACUCGGGCCUGAAGAAAUUAAGACAGUGCUCCUUCACUCUGCUGGCCUUCAGAAUGCAAUGUGAUCAGCAGCAAGUCAGAGAGCAAGACCAAUGCACCGGGAUGUGAUGACUUCUUUCUAAGUGAAUAGACCAGUGAUCAUUUGCAUCAGAUGAUCUAGUUUAUGAGAAGUUCUAGUAAGUAUUACAUAUGCUGUUUAUCUAGGGAAACUGAUGAGAUGAGGCUCGCCAUCUAGAGACAUGUGUGAUGAUGAUGAAGAUGAUGAUGAUGUAACUGGGGUUUCUUUGUUUCUUCUGUUGUCGUUUUCUUUUUCCUGCCUGGUGUUGUGAUGUAAUAGUAGGAUCUUUGUCCAUUGAACAAUGUCCAUUAUGAUGAGAAUAUGAACCCAGUGCCUUUUCAAUUACAUGCCAUCAGUCAUUCAGAAUUACUCAAAGAUUCAGCCUCUUCUGAAUCCAACAAUGAUUCUGUCACUGAUGUGAGCAGUCAUCCAGUGGGCAGGCAGACUGGAC